Molecule: messenger RNA, 2175 nt
Organism: Colletotrichum destructivum
Lineage: Eukaryota; Fungi; Ascomycota; Sordariomycetes; Glomerellales; Glomerellaceae
Product: Putative Actin family, ATPase, nucleotide binding domain-containing protein
Exons: 3
Coding region: 1-2175 (724 amino acids)
Biological process (GO): regulation of transcription by RNA polymerase II
Cellular component (GO): SWI/SNF complex; RSC-type complex
Source: RefSeq, a predicted model, not a curated record
AUGUCGACCCAAACGGGCAAGUUCCGCGAGGACCAGGUCCUCAUUAUCUGUCCCGGCAGCCAGACAACCAUGGCCCAGCUGGGAUGCGGCGAGCUAACCCCGCCCAUCCACCGUAUCCCGACGCGCAUGUUCAAGGACGCUGAGACGGACGAGUGGCGGCCCUUCCACACCUUCAAGCGCAAGAGGGCCGAUGCCAAUGGCGCGCUCGCCAUCGACGGUCCGCGCACCGAGGAGGACGAGUACGAGUGGGUUGAGGAUACGGACUCGACCGAGGGCGCCAUUUACCCGCUGAAAGGCGGUCGCAUUGUAAACAUGGAAGCUUUCCUUGCCUUUCUCGACCAUGUUCACAGCAUGCUUACAACCACGUACCACAACACCCCGAUCAUGCUCAUGGCGUCGCCUCAAUGGUGCCGCCCCGAUAUCGAGACUCUCGCGCGCUACAUCUUCGAGAAGACCCGGACGCCCGCCCUCUGUAUGAUCCACAGCGGCAUUGCUACUCAGUACGGCCUCAAGUGGCCCGCCCUCACCGUGGUCGACAUUGGCUACGAGAAAGUCGAUGUCACCUGCAUACACGAGGGUCGCGUUGUCAACCACGGAGAGCUCGGCGCGCCCAACCCGGAACGCUUCAUCUCUGGCGGAGAGAUGUUCACGCGCAAGCUGCUCGAGAAGCUCAAAGACAAGGACUUCACUUACGACAUGGCCGAACAGCUGAAGAAGAGCCACAUCUGCGAGGUCCUUCCUUAUGCGCCCAACGCUCCCGACCUCGUGGAGCUUCCGACGACCCAGACGGCCGGCAUUCCGUCCGGCGCGCUUAUCCCUGAGGCGGCUGCACUCGCCGAGCCCGCUGCGCGACCUGUUCUUCCUAGCAGCAUCGAAGAAGAGCUGGAGGAGAAGGUGGCCGACGAAGGUGUUCUCGACGUUGCCACGAUCGUCACAAGUGGAAACGCGCGUGACUUCCUUGCCAAGAAGGAGAAAGAGAAGCAAAAGGGCGGCAGGAAGGCCAAGGUCGUGCAGGAACCCGAAGCCGCGAAGCAGAUCCGCCUGCCCAACUCGAAGCGAACCCACAACACGUUCCACUUUGAAGAAGUGGUCAUGGAGGAGGUACAGCCGCCCAAGCCCGAGGAACCCAAGCCUGAGGAACCCAAGCCCGAGGAACCUAAGCCAGAGGAACCUAAGCCAGAGGAACCUAAGCCCGAGGCCACGGGUGAGCCCAAGAAGGAGGAGCCCGUCGCCACGACCGAGACCAAGGACGUGGAGAUGACGGACGAUCCCAAGCCCGUAGACGGCGCCGCUUCUGCGCCCGCCGACGGUGAAGUUCGACCUGCCGAGACCUCUGGCCCUGCAGCCCCUGCAACGGCUCCGGAGACGAACGGAGUAAGCGCCCAGCCCGAUGCCACUUCGACUGAUGCUGUCGCUGCUACCAAUGGCGCGUCCCAACCCCCCCAGCUGCAGGCCAAGCGCGUCCGUCGCGACAUCGAGGUUGGUCUUGAGCGCUUCACCUUCGCCGACCGCGGCGAGAUCGACCGCAUCGUAACCACCAUCUAUCGCACCGUGCAGGGCAUCGAGGACAUGUACAUGCGCCCCGCGUGCUGGGACAACCUCGUCUUCGUCGGCAACGGCUCGCGUCUGCGCGGCCUCAAGGACAACGUUCUCCAGACCCUCCUGGCCCGCCAUCUCAUCUCCCCCAGCACGGCCACCAUGUUCACCUCGGAGCUGCCCUCCAACCUAGCCACGCCGACGGGCACCGGAGCGCAGACCCCCACGGGCUCCUUCACGGGCGUCCCGCACCAGCUCCCGGCCAACGCUGUCGCAGGCUCCUCCGGCGUCAACCCCCUUCUGCAGGCCGCCACGACUGCCUCGGCCCAGAACCAGGGCACGCCCGGCCCCUCGGGAAGUGGCGACGCCGCCGCCGGCACCCAUUCCGGACAUCACUUCCACAGCCAGACACCCACGAGCAUCAAGCUCGCCACCCUGCCGACGUACCUGAGCGAGUGGAACAAGAACGGCUUCGAGGAGGCCAUGUUCCUCGGCGCCCAGGUCGCCGCGCGCAUCGCCUUUUGCCAGCACAACCUCGAUAUGGCCGGCCUCGAGGCUCAGCGCCAGGCAAGCCUGAGCAGAGUUGAUUACAACGAGCUCGGUCCCAAGGGCGUUCGCACUCAUUCCAUGCUUAAGUAA